Fonsecaea monophora is the source of this 477-nucleotide messenger RNA. RefSeq lists its product as hypothetical. The record is from RefSeq and is a predicted model, not a curated record. Bases 1 to 477 code for a protein of 158 amino acids. Lineage: Eukaryota; Fungi; Ascomycota; Eurotiomycetes; Chaetothyriales; Herpotrichiellaceae. The transcript has a single exon.
AUGUCCUCGGGUGCAGUUGCGCUUUGCAAACACUUUGAGCGUGGUGGUGCAUCUUCAGAGCAUGGCCGAGCACACCCAUUCUGGACCCUGCCAACGGGGAGCAACGAGAACAAGACGGAAAUCGCAAGGGGAAUAUUGGAGGACAUGCUUGUACAAGCAGUCUGGAGGAAUGUGAUGCUGUUGCACCAUGGAGUAGCUGUGUACGAGAUUAGGAAUGCACGAGGAUAUGGGAUGAGGUGGACACUGGAUAUUGAAGAGAGGAAAGACGUUCAGACGUCAGCCGCCAACGGAGACACCCCUAUCCAGAAUGAAGAGGAUGAUUUCCACAAGGACUGGGUGAUCAUCAAGACGACGUUUCGCGGGUUCUUGGAGCCUAUCGCUGGAAUGGAUCACGAGCUGCCCGGACAAGACGCGAGCACAGCUGAGGAGUCGUUACAACCCCAGGGGAAGCUGCGUACAGAGGAGAAAGAUUGCUGA